UUAAUAUCGUAACACUGUUAAUAUACUUUUAAACUAGUAAGAGUAACUGCAACUUAAUAAGGACUUUGGAUAAAAUGUUGUUAUUAUUAUUGAAGAGUUUGGUUUGGUGUUUACUUCUGCCCGUCUUGGUAACCAGUGUCAAUGCCGAUAGCGAUUCAUUUUUGGAGUAUUUAAAAACGUAUGGGAAAUCAUACACGACUGCAGAGGAGUUCAAUAAGAGGUUUUCAAUAUGGCAAGAGACGGUCUCACAGGUAGAGAGGCACAACGCCGAUGCUACACUGGGAUUACAUUCCUACACGAUGGCUGUCAACCAGUUUGCUGAUAUGACUUACGAGGAGUAUCGAGCAAACAUGUUUGGCUUCAAGUCGGAUCCUGAUCACGUCCGUAACACCCUUUACCAAAGCAGUCUAAGCGAGCUACCUGCUGCAGUGGAUUGGAAAGCCAAGGGUUAUGUUACUGAAGUUGGAAACCAAGGUCAGUGUGGCAGUUGUUGGGCAUUCACAGCGACAGGUGCUCUAGAGGGUCAACACAAGAAGAAAACUGGCAUACUGGUGGACUUGUCCGAGCAGGACCUGAUGGAUUGCACCAAAAAAGGAGGAAACCAGGGGUGUGAAGGCGGGCUUAUGGACCGAGCGUUUGAGGACGUCAAGUCAAAAGGCGGGAUUGACACAGAGCAGUCCUACCCGUACAACCAGACAAACCCCGGGAUACAGAUGUGUCAAUACACGGUAGCUAACCGCGGGGCGACAUGUACGGGAUAUGUGGACCUGCCGAAGGGUAACGAGACGGCACUGCAGCAGGCGCUGGCUGAGAUCGGCCCCAUAUCAGUAGCCAUCGACGCCAGUCAUGAAGGUUUCUCGUAUUACAAGAAAGGCGUGUAUGAUGACCCUAAGUGUAGCCCUGACAGUAUAAAUCACAGCCUGUUGGUAGUCGGGUAUGGCACUACCAAAGACGGGAUACAGUAUUACAACUGCAAAAACAGUUGGGGUACGCAGUGGGGUGAUCACGGUUACGUGAAAAUAGUCAGAAACAAGAACAAUCAGUGUGGUGUAGCCUCAACAGCCAGCUACCCUACGGUGUAACUCUGUUUCCGUCCUGUAACUUUGGUGUUAUUUUUGCGCAUUGCUAUAGUUGUUAUGUUCAUAGUUAUAUGCAAUAAAUGAAUAAACUUGAAAUUUGA
Messenger RNA from Mya arenaria, 1180 nucleotides. RefSeq names its product procathepsin L-like. Gene Ontology annotation, cellular component: lysosome. The coding region runs from base 75 to 1082 and encodes 335 amino acids. Gene Ontology annotation, biological process: immune response. Gene Ontology annotation, molecular function: cysteine-type endopeptidase activity. The record is from RefSeq and is a predicted model, not a curated record. The transcript has 10 exons. Lineage: Eukaryota; Metazoa; Mollusca; Bivalvia; Myida; Myidae.